AUGCACUUUAGCACAGACAGUCGAUGUUCCAAGGUGUCUGCAGACAUAGGAAGGCAUCUCUUCCACCUUCCACCGGUGAACGCCAUAACGAGUGUGGGGAAAGCCGAGGCAGGCGAUGCAGAGGCAGUGCGGGUCCUCUCAGAGCCAGAGAAUCCACAACCGGAGGUACAAGAAUAUAAUGCCCUACCAGGACAGGAUGUCUUGCUGACUGAUCGCUACACUCAGCUGUUGAUCAUUGAGAAACACAGACAGAAAGAAGAGAGAGAGAAGGAGAUGCGAACCAGGGGAGCAGGGUUCUUUGAUGCCAGACAGAAAGAAUAUGAAAGUAUUACUGUGGACCAGCUCUUUAAAGCCAAUGAUCGUGGAGAUGUUCCCAAAGCAGUAAUACUCCAGGGCAACUCUGGACAUGGCAAGUCCUUCACCGCUCAGAAGAUCAUGUUGGACUGGGCCUCAGGAAGCCUCUACCAGGAUCGCUUUGAGCUCGUUUUACACCUCAGCUGCAAAGAACUCAACCGUCUAUACGAAGACGGUGAACAGAGUAGUGUUUUAGAUCUUGUGAAGGUUGAGAAGGAAUUUAUCCCACUGGUUCAGAAGAAACUGAAGGAAUCACCACAGAAGGUGCUUCUCCUUAUUGAUGGAUUUGAUGAACUUCAAUUCAAAGUGUCUGAGCACCGCAAGUCUCCUGUGAAAGACCUUUCCACACCAGCUCCUGUUGAUGACAUUGUCGGCGCUCUGCUGAAGAGGAACAUCUUAUCUGAGUGCCACCGGCUGGUCACUACCAGGCCUACUGCUUCAGAAAACCUGAACAAGCUCCUCAAACGUCCUGUGCGCUGCACUGAGAUUCUGGGCUUCUCUGAGGAGGGCGUACACGAAUACUUCAAGAGGUUCUGUAAAGAUGAGGAGCUCUGGGAGAAGGCACUUGGCAGUGUGAAGGAAAACGAAACUCUCUACACCUCCUGCUUCAUUCCUGUCAUCUGCUGGAUUGUCUGCACUGUAUUUAGGGAGCACAUGGAAAAGCACAUAGAAGUAACUAAUGCUUUGGAAACAACCACCUCCAUAUUUGUCCACUUUGUGAAAAUUCUGCUUGAGCACCACUGCCAGGGUUUGAAGCAGCCCUUGGCUCUGCUGAGGAGCCUUGGCCAGCUGGCAGAGAGCGGAAUACAGAAGCAGCAGGUUCUGUUCGACAAGGAGAGUGUGGAGGGCACAGUCUCAGAUCUCACUAGUGUUCCCUUCUUGUGUAAAUUCCUGCUGAAGGAGACAGUGGAAAAGAAGGAAAUGUUCAGUUUCAUGCAUCUGAGCUUUCAAGAGUUCUUCGCUGCACUUCACUACACAUCAGACCAGGAUCAAGAGAAUGUCAAGAAGAUGCUUGAUUCAGUUGAGCAACAUGAAGACAAAACCCAUAUCCUACCUGUCAUUCAGUUCCUCUUUGGUCUUUCAAAAGUGAAGGUAGUGCAAGAUCUAAAGAACCUUGGGUUAACCCACAAUCUCUGUUGGGAAGCAUGUUUGAAAGAGUGGCUGGUUAAACUCAUUGAAAAUAAAGAUUCUGAGAAAGAUGACAUGAUGCUCUUCACUCUCCACUGUCUGUACGAGCUCCAUGAUGAAGAGUUUGUGAGGACAGCCAUGGCAGUGUGGGAUGAGAUUUGGUUUGACAUACCCCUGACGAGGGCAGACUGCUGGGUGCUGCUGUACUGCCUGCAGUGCUGCUCCACCAUCCCAACUCUGAAGCUCGCAAAGUGCAAUAUCACACCAGAUAAGUUGAGAAUGAUGCAGCCUGCAUUGAGCAAAUGUCAGGAGCUGGGGUUACACAUGGAUAAGCUGUCAGAUGCUGAUGUUGAUGAUCUGGUCUCAGCUAUGGGAGAAGGAAAGACCAUCAGUUACUUGCAGUAAGAAAUAUAUAAUUUGUAUUCUCAC
This is a messenger RNA of Engraulis encrasicolus (European anchovy), 1911 nucleotides long. Its product is annotated as NACHT, LRR and PYD domains-containing protein 1 homolog. NCBI's taxonomy places the organism in Eukaryota, Metazoa, Chordata, Actinopteri, Clupeiformes, Engraulidae. Gene Ontology annotation, cellular component: cytoplasm. The record is from RefSeq and is a predicted model, not a curated record. The transcript has 3 exons. Bases 1 to 1887 code for a protein of 628 amino acids.